Molecule: messenger RNA, 6041 nt
Organism: Macrobrachium nipponense
Lineage: Eukaryota; Metazoa; Arthropoda; Malacostraca; Decapoda; Palaemonidae
Product: filaggrin-like
Exons: 15
Coding region: 1199-5752 (1517 amino acids)
Source: RefSeq, a predicted model, not a curated record
CACCCACAAUCCCACUACUCGGCGAGUUCAACCUCAUCCUCAUCCACAGUCGACAGUCGCAGGCCAACCUUGCUAAAGGAGUGUCCUCCACAAACAUUUUCUUGGCGAUGGCUCCCCUUGCGUUACGACUCCCACGGUUUCCAGUGAUUUCUUCUUGAUUGAAGUUAGGCUUGAAUGACCAAAAAUAUGCCUUUAGGAGACGUUCGCCAAGCAGAAAGGGAUGAGGCCCAAAGUAAGCCAGAAUAAUAAGUACUGCUCGUAGAAUUCAAGAUGUGAUAUUAGUGCCUCCAUAACAUUUGUAUAGCGUUGUUUCUGUUGAAAAAACUAGCGAGUGAUUAGAGGAAGUUGCAAGCAAGAGUUUACGCAUAAAGAGCUCAUGUGCGCGAAACGGUAAAAGUAAAAAGGAACCAUCAAUUGCGAACUAAGCAGCAAAAUAAUUUAUUUGGUGAUGACAAGCAAGUCGAAAGCUUACUCAUUUGAGUGUCCAAAGCUCGUGUGAUAAUACUACUGAAUGCAUAGUGAGAAAUAUUGAAAAAAUCUAGAGCGAGAGAAGGAAUGGCAAAUGGCUGCUCAGGUGGGUGUAAGUAAGAGGCGUUAGGCAAGACAGGUGCCCGUCCACCAUCCUGAAAGAAUCGCUACGCCCAUCCUUGCUUACCUUUAUCCCCAUGUGAAUUCUACCAUUACCUGUCUCUGGUCUCGUCAAGAGAGGCCGCCAGUUGCAGGAACCGUCGGCCUGGACCUGUCCGAACAGCAAAACAAUUUUGAUAACGUAUUAGCCAUCCAUAAGAAGAUGACCUAUCUCUUGAGGGGAAGGCGUGGAUCCAUCUUCAACAUAGACAACAGGACAAGAAAUGUCUUCUGGUAAGCUUUCCGUCGACAUGCCUCUUGCCACAGUCCAGCAUGGAUACGCACACUUUCAUUUUCCAAUGACACUGCUUGAUUUUAUUUUGAAAUAAUUAUCCCUCCAAAAGAUUUUCCUCGAGCCAAUGUUAUAAGUGAUGAUCUAAUUUGUAACUGAAUUAGGGGGGCCUUAAUGUAAUCCAAAGAGACUUCGAUCAGUAAAGAUAAGCUGCAUUCAUUUCUCACGGAAUAAUGCGGGGUAAAAUAGCCUAGGUAUAGACGUAUGCAAUAUCAAUGGACUGAUUGAAGACCCUUAGAAAGUGGCGUUGUUGAUGGUCGGUCUUAUUAACUCGCUGCUAUGGAUGACGCAGAAUCAACCAUGAUUGAGACUUUGCCAGGCAGAGAUGAUGAUGAGUUUGGGAAAACGACGGCUGUUGCAGAAGCAGACGCUGCCAUGACCUGUCCAGCUGCCCAUUUGGACGCGUUGAGGCCGACAGGAAUCACUCUCUGCUCCAGUAAUAAUCCCAGUGAAUUUCCUUCAGAGGCUAGAAGAUACAGGAAAUAUCCAGAGGACAGCGACCCAACUCUCCUGCCGUGCACCAUCUGCAACAGGACCUUCAAUCCACAAGCUCUCGAGAGGCACAGGAAAGUCUGCGAGAAGCUCUCCACCAAGCGGAGAAAGACCUUCAAUUCUACGAGGCAGCGAGUGGAUGGGCUUGACAUUCCACCGACGCUUCCUACCCGUGGGAAGUCUCCCGAGCGUAAGGCGCAGCAAGCCAAAAGCAAGUCCAAAUGGCGCGAGAAACACCAAGAGUUCCUCAGGGCUAUACGUGCUGCCAAGGGUAUGGAAGAUGACGAGGAUGGAAAUGAUGGCCCUCCUGCACCCAACAUCCCGUCCGACUAUGUGCAAUGCCCGCAAUGCGAACGUCACUUCGGCCCCAAAGCCGCCGACCGCCACAUCGAAUGGUGCAAAGAAAAGGCGACUCGGAUGCCCAGGUCGCCUGCUAAUACCCAAGCAGCUCAACGGCUCAAAACGAGAACGAAGUACGCACCUCCAAAACCGGGUCAGAAUGGGUGGCGUGCCCCCAAGAAAAGUGACGUCAUUUCAUCUAUUCCUCCCCCAAGUUCAGGUCCAACUCCGACACCGGGAGGAGCUUUGGGCGCCCGAGAGUUCAGCCCACCCGCCAAUCGACAGAUGAGUCCUCCCAGGUCACUUGGUCGCCAGACAAGCCCUCCUCUUCAUGCAGGUCGUCAGCUGAGCCCUCCUCCCGUGACCUCAUCUCGCCGCACUUCGAUUUCUUCCGUCACUUCCCUUGGCAGAUCAGGCUCCAUGUCCCUCGGACGCUCUGCAGGCAAGCAGUUGUCCGCCAUGCUGUCCUCCGGACACAGCUCAGGCUAUGGGUCUUCCGCCUCAUACGGGACUUCCUCAGGAUACGGUCAGUCUUCCAAAUAUGGCCAGCUUUACGGAUACAGCCAGCAGUCCCACUGUGGUUCUGGCGCAGGAUCCAGCCUCUCCCGGGCUCAGGUUGGCCGUUCUUCCUUCUCCGGUGGAGUUUUGCCCUUGGUGCGCCAAGGUUCUAUGCGGUCCUCGUUGCGUCGCACAUCAUCAAGCACCCCAAUGGCAAGGCACAGGGAUCUCACCUCAGACAUGAUGGCCAGCGUCUGCAUCAGCCCUGAUCCCAAAAGAGGAGAACCGGAAGGGGACGAAGCUGGUGAAAUAUUGCCUGCCUGCUCCUCGUCUCUGGAAGCGUCGUUUUCUAAUAAAACAGAGAAGGAGAAAAUGAACCAGAUAAGAAAGAAAGCGCACGGGACCGAUUGGAAUGCAAGAGAAAAAUAUGACAAAAUCGUAGAGACCUCAGAUAACGAAGAGGAAGCCCAUACCAAAAAUGAAAGGACUAGUACGAGCCAAAACAUUGAGCGGAAGAAUAACAAAAAUGCAUCAGAUCUCAGAGAGAAGAGAGAAUGGUGCAGCAGUAGUGAAGGGGCUAUCAGUGCCAUGUUGUUAGGAGGAUGUGAUAGUGAAAGGAAUAGGCUUAUCGAUUCUUGCGGGUCAGGAGCCCCCAAUGACUUUGAUGACGAUAGUGACAAUGAAAUUCUGAACGUGCUCAAAUACAAUUAUGACAGUGAGGAAGAGCUGGACAUUCCAACCGAGGAAAACUUCUUGAAGUCCUCCACUUCGGUGAGUGGCGAUGACGAGGCUUUAGACCAGAUGAAUUUUGGGAGACCCAGAUCUGUCCAUUUUGAGGACGAGAUGUGGGAGGAUGGAGAAUAUAAACUCAAAGACGACGCAGAAGUUCGACACGUUGGCGCCAAGGAGGAAAUGCAAAAUCACCCCAAACAGGAAGCAGCUUGUGUUAACAGGAGGUUUCAGGAAGGAGAAAAUAUCAGUACAGAAAUUCAGCUGUCGAAGCUAGGUCGCCUUAGUAAUGUCAAAAGUGCAAAUAGAGAGAGUGUCAGGGAAAUACUCCGGCGGAAACGAGAAGAAGCUGGAGAUGUUUUUGAACAGGACGACAGAAGAAGGGUAGCCACAUCGGUGGACAGACUAUACGGUGGGAGCUGUGAAAAUUUGUUUGAGGGAAGGGGACGGUCAAAGUCUCGUGAAAGACUCCAAAAUGGUUAUAUUUGUGAGUAUGGGAGCAGUGAAUACAUACCAAAGAAAUCCGUGAGUGCUAAAUGUGCUGUGGAUUCAGGCAGAAAUCAGCGAGCAUCCCGAUCGAGAAGUCCACCGAAAGGCCUGGGCACUGUCAAGGGAGACAUGGCUUUUGUGCCUUUCACUGGAUCUCAAAACAGCGCCGGGGUGAUCAUCUCUAGGAGGGACUACGUUAUGUUCAGGUCCUUAGCAGAAAAACAAAAUAAAGCAGCAGGAAGAAUGGAGAGAGAACGCCAUAAAAUAACAAAGAAUUCUAAGAGGAGUAACUUUUCAAAGUCUGGGAGUCAGAGGAGACUCGAGGAUGUCACCUAUGAUCCCUUCUCGGCAGCAGAACUCCAAAUGCAAUCACUGAUGGGGCUGUCUCAAUCACCUUCAAGUAAGGGGACUGGACUUGGGCCGGCUGGAUUAGGAUUAGGAAUGUCUAUGAUGGAGUCAAUAAGAAUGGAAGGUACUGGAAGAGAAUCACCAGAUUUUGAUUUUGACAUGGGACUUGAAGAAUUUGAAAAAGAAUACCAGUCUACCAAAACCCAAUCUCUUGGAUAUGGCUCCCCAAAACUGAGAACAAGAAAGGAUGCCAAAUCCUCAGUAAGUGGAUUAGGUAAAAGAAGCGGCAGUUUAAGUGGGUUAUCCCAGGAGCAAACAACACCUGGCUGUGAUGUGGAAUUGGAUUGGUCUUGGAAAGACAAUCCCAGUUCGUCCUCUGAUUGCUGGAGGGCUGAUACAGUAUCCCCAACAUUUAAAAAAUCUUCAUGGGCAACUCCAAGAGAAGCUAGAAACAAUAAUCAGAAUCUCUUAUCUUCAGUAUCACAAGAAAACAUAUCCAAUGAUGCUCAUAGAUGGUCUUCUGCCCACGAAUCAUCUCGAGAAUCUCGUAGUUGGUCUUCCCCUGCAAGAGAAACCACCUGGAUGUCACUUACACAUGACAUACAUAACUGGUCAGCUUCUGCUCAAGGUAAUGACUCCUUGUCCUUACCAUCACGUGAUAGUCCAAAGAAGUCAUCUCCAGCUCGCGAGAUACGAUAUCAAUCUCCCGAUCGCAGUUCUCAUGGUUGGAUAUCUCCUGCUCAUGGCAGUCAGUCUUCCACUAAUGAUACUAACAGAUUUUCUUCACCAACUCGUGAUAGUGUUAGUGAAUCUUCUGUUACAAAUGAUGCUCGUAGCUGGUCAUCUCCAGCCCGUGACAGGCAUUCUCCACCUCACGACAAUUUUAAACCUUUCACUCAUGAUAACCAUACCAGAUCAUCACUUGCAAAAGACUCUCAAAAUAAAGUCUUUACUGUGGAUGCUCAAGAAUUGGUUUUGCCUACUCCUGAUACUCACAGUAGGUUUUCAAGAAGUCACAAUACUUAUAGGUCUUCGCCUUCCAGAGAUAAAGAGAAUAUUUUUAGUAGUGACAAACAAAAAGAAAUUUUGCCUUCUUAUGAAUCACAAAGAUUGUCAUCCCCACUACAGAAAUCAGUGAAAGAUUCAUCUUUUGGAUAUGAUGCUUGCAGCUGGUCCUCUCCAACUCGAGAGAGACUCGGUGAUUUACCUUUAGGAUAUAGUUGUUUGUCAGAUAUUUUAGGCAAUAAUAAAAAUGAAUCGUCUAAAUUCCGUGAAAUGUCGAGUUGGAAGUCUGCCACGGCGGAAAGACAAAAGGAUUCUUCUGUUGACCGAGUCAUUAAUGCUGAGAGGCCCACUGAAGAGAGAUGUUUUGCUAUUGGAACAAGUUUUUGUGAGAGGUCUAGUGUAUCACCAGUUCGUGAUACUAACAGAUGGGCAACUUCAGCGAAAGACGAAGGUGGUGUAAACACAUCUUCCAAUAAUAAGAGCCAAAGUAGUUGGGGCGCUGGGGAGUCUUCAUCUGGACUCUCUUCAUUAAGCAAGCACUUUGGAGGAAGCUCAAUAAACACUCAACAGAGCACUGCUUUGAUGACAACUUCUGACGAAGGGUAUAAAAAGAAGAGUGGGUUUGAAACGUAUCGUGCCACCCAGGAUUCCUUAGAUAGCGACGUGAAUUCUGCCAAAAAGGGCACUAAUAGCGGUGACGAUUCACACCUGCGAGUCUCAAGUGGAUCAUCGUCAGAUUCUUCCUCUUUGCCUCCCUUGUCCUCUCCAACUUUAUCUACAUCUGCACCGGGGAACCACACGGGAGAUCCCGGAAGCUCAACUUCAGCCAUGAAGAUGCCAAGAUUCUGUCAUGAAUGUGGUCACAAAUAUCCUGUACUUUUAGCAAAAUUCUGCUGCCACUGUGGCUCUCGCAGAGCUAGUGUAGAGAAUUGACAGUAGCAAUCACAUCCAAAAUCUCAUGAAGUCCACAAGAGGGAAGAACGUCAGGUUAUCUUCAUGUAGAAGAAAAGUGGACAUUUUUAUAUUAUUUUCCCUUGUUUUCAUUUAUAUAACAGAUGUUAAUAACUGUGUUCUAAGUUAACAAGAAUGUAAUGAACAAAGUUUGCUGAGCAUUUCUGUAGUGCUUUUUGAGCUAAAAGGGGAAUAAGACUAACAACUUGAUAAGGAUUUACUCACUUUAAAGUUUCAUGGCAAUUUUUAAAAUAUUAAGAUUUCUACUGCA